AUGAGCCAGCUCCUGUUCCUUUUGGGUCAGCCUGAUGUUGCACCUGCUAAUCCUGAACCUUUACCUGAUCAUGACCCUAUUCCUUUUGGCAUACCCGACAUUGCACCCCUCAUACCUGACCCAGUUCCUGCACCCAUUGAUCCUCCUGUUGUUGAGCCUUUUGUUCCUCCACCUGCACAUGCACCUACCAAUGAAAUACCCGCACCCCGUCCAGGAGAAGGCACUUCUAGCCAGCAGCCUAGCCAUGAUCAUCAUGUUUCAGCACCUUCUCCUCACGUACAGUCUGCACCUUUUGUUCAUUUUACUUCUUCACCACUUGAUGAGCCACUUAGAGGGUCCCCACCGUAUUCCAUGCCGACCUCAGAUCCCUACCAUCCCUCCUAUUUUGCUGGAUAUACACAAGAUGAGUUGCUUUAUUCUCUUCAGUUCCGACUUGAGGUUAUGAGUCACAUAGUCUUGGAGCUUGAGUCGAUACCACGUCCCUUACCGUGUCCUUGCCAGUCUACUUCAGUUCCCCCUCAUUCAUCACCGCCUCCUUUUGCACGUCCACCUGCUCCUCUUACUCCCUUUCCAUAG
Helianthus annuus (common sunflower) is the source of this 576-nucleotide messenger RNA. RefSeq names its product leucine-rich repeat extensin-like protein 3. NCBI's taxonomy places the organism in Eukaryota, Viridiplantae, Streptophyta, Magnoliopsida, Asterales, Asteraceae. The coding region runs from base 1 to 576 and encodes 191 amino acids. The transcript is spliced from 2 exons. The record is from RefSeq and is a predicted model, not a curated record.